Vigna umbellata (rice bean) is the source of this 1643-nucleotide messenger RNA. The record is from RefSeq and is a predicted model, not a curated record. Lineage: Eukaryota; Viridiplantae; Streptophyta; Magnoliopsida; Fabales; Fabaceae.
GUUAACCAGGGCACGCACCCGGCUCACGUUAGCAAAGAGCACCUUCUAUCUCUGUGGAACUUGUGAUGGUGCUUUGUCAAUUGACAGUUUCUUUUCUUUCAGUCUGUUUGCAAUUUCACACUUUUCAUUUCCCUGAAAUUUCGUUCUCUCAGGGUCAUGCAAUUCAUUUUAAUUGGAAUAGGAUAUUACACUGUACUCAAAGAGGGGUUGUUGAAUGGUUGGUUGAGGGAGAUAGAGAGAGAGAUAGUUGUAGUUUUGUAGCUUUAGUUUCCUACCAAAAUUCUGUUUCUGAAUGGAUGGCAUUGAGGAUGAUGCGAGCUAUCACCCUAACCCAUAUCGCAUCAUCAGUCAACAACGAGGUUAUGGUUAUCAGAAUUCUCCAUAUUCCCUCCCUGUUAAUACUGAAUAUGCCCAUCAUCAUGAUGAAGAUGAAGAACAAGAACAGUUAGAAGGAGAUGAUGAGGUUGAUCAAAGUAACAGCCUUCAGCUUCCCCAAAAGGAUGGGGAUGAAGAAAAUGGCAUAGAUGGGGUUGGUGAUGAAAACGAGGAUGAGGAAGAGGAGGUAGAGGAUGAUAAGCAGAUUGGUUAUUAUGCCAUUAAGAGUGAAGAUGAUUUGGAGUGGCCUCCAAAGAAGCAAAAGCUGAAGAGUUUGAUUUCAACCUAUGAACUUGCUUCUCGUGUGACAGCGCCAUCAGCUGCAACUCCAGUUCCUUCUGCUCCCAAACCAUCUUCUGGGGGUAGGAAUUCACUUACUGACUGGACUGAGCAUGAGACGUUUGUUCUGCUCGAUGCAUGGGGUGAUACGUUUCUUCAACUUGGAAGGAAGAGUCUUCGAUGUGAGGAAUGGCAGCAAGUAUCGAAAAUGGUAGCACAAGUUUCAAAAAUUGAAAGGACGGAUACUCAGUGUAGAAACCGCCUUGACACACUGAAGAAAAAAUACAAGAAGGAGAAGGCUAAAUUUCAAGAGAGUGAUGGUGGAGAUUGCAAAUGGGUUUAUUUUAAAAGAAUGGAUGAGCUAAUGAGUUCACCCCCUCAACAAGUUGGUAUCUCUUGUGGUUUGGACUCGGGAGAUUAUGUUUUUAUGAACCGUGGAGUUUAUUUGAAUCAAGCUAAUGGGUUGGAUGAAUUGAGGGAUAGUCCUGAGAAUGUGGAAUCUACCGGUGAAGAAGGUUCAGAUGGACUUCAACUUCAAGCAAAGAAAAGGAAAGGAAGGAGCAGUGGCGAAGCUUCUUCCUUCAGGUUGCUUGCUGAUUCCAUACAAAAAUUCAGUAGGAUAUAUGAAAAGAUAGAAAAUAAUAAAAGGCAGCAGAUGAUGGAACUGGAAAAAAUGAGAAUGGAUUUCCAUAAGGAAUUGGAAACACAGAAGAGGCAGAUAUUAGGGAAUUUGCAGAGUGAGAUAUCAAAACUAGAGCAGAGAAAUGAUGAGAACGAAGAUUCUGCUGAGAAUGGUAUGUGAAAUAUUAUGCAUUAUAGUUGUCAUUGCUGUGUAAGAUAUCAUAUUUGAAGCAUUUUGACCCUUCUUUCCAGCAAUACUGCAUUGUACUACAAUUAGAACCGGAUGGCCCAACCAUGACAUUGUAUCCAUAUUCAAAACUGUACUCAAUGCCUGUCUGGUCUAUUUCUUAACUUUUACAUUUUUCAAA